AUGGCGCGCCUCCUGCUUCUGCUGAGCUGGGGCUGGCUCGGCGGGGCCAACAACAAGCUCCAGACGGACUGCGGCUCUGAGAGGAUCCAUGUGCAAGUCACGGUUCCGGUGAAACUACAGUCGGUGUACAGCGAGGGACAUGAGACACACACAUCCUACAGCAUUAUGAUUGAAGAUAAAACAUAUAUUAUGCAGCUAAAGCAAAAACCUUUUUUACCCAACAGUUUUAGAGUUUAUAGUUACGAUGGUUCGGGAAUCAUGAUGCCUAUUGAAGAAGAUAGUAAGAGCUUCUGCCACUACCAAGGAUAUUUGGAGGGUCACCCCAACUCCAUGGUGAUCCUUAGCACGUGCAACGGGCUCAGGGGCAUAUUGCAGUUUGGAAAUGUUAGUUAUGGAAUUGAACCUCUGGAGUCUUCACUUGGUUUUGAGCACGUGAUUUACCGACUCAUGCAUAAGAGAUCAAGUGCUUCUUUAUAUGCUGAAAAAGAGGUUGAAUUAAAAGAGCUGACGUAUAAAGUACAAAAAGUAGAGGCACAAAAAGAUCUCCCUCGGUAUAUAGAAAUGCAUAUUGUUGUUGAAAAACGAUUGUACGAUCAUAUGGGCUCUGACACGAACAUUGUCACUGAAAAAAUUUUCCAGUUGAUUGUAUUGACCAAUGCUAUUUUUACUUCCUUUAAUCUCACCAUAAUUUUGUCUUCACUGGAAUUUUGGACAGAUGAAAACAAAAUUUCAACCUCGGGAAAUGCUAAUGAGCUAUUGCACAGGUUUCUAACAUGGAAGCGAUCUUACCUUGUUUUACGUCCCCAUGAUGUAGCGUUUUUACUCACCUACAGAGAAACAUCCAAUUACAUUGGUGCCACCAUCCAAGGGAAGAUGUGUGAUAAAAACUUUGCAGGAGGUGUUGUGCUGCAUCCCAGAGUCAUAAGUCUGGAAUCGCUUGCUAUUAUUUUAGUUCAGUUACUGAGCUUCGGCAUGGGUAUUUCUUACGAUGACUUGAGCAAGUGUCACUGCCCAGGAGUGGUCUGCAUCAUGAACCCAGAAGCAGUCCAUUCCAGCGGCACCAAGGUCUUCAGCAGCUGCAGCAAGGAAGACUUUGCAGUCUUCAUGGCAAGCCCACUGUCCCACUGCCUUCAGAAUCGGCCGCACCUACAGCCGUCCUACAAGGAAGCCCCCGUGUGCGGGAAUGGCAUUGUGGAAGAGGGAGAGAUUUGUGACUGCGGAACUACUGAAAAUUGCCUGUGUCCUAGCGGUUGCUGCAACGCUGCCACCUGCACCCUUGUAGCCGGCAUGGAGUGCGACACCGGACCGUGCUGUUCCAACUGUCGGUUUAGGGUCAAAGGAACGCUGUGCAGGCCCGCCCUGGAGGAGUGCGACCUCCCCGAGUUCUGCAACGGCUCCUCCACAUCCUGCCAGCAGAACCUCUACGUCCACGACGGACACCCGUGCGGGCACAACCAGUGGAUCUGCGUGCAAGGGACGUGCAGGAGCGGGCAGCGGCAGUGCCAGGAUCUCUUCGGACAGGAAGCAGGUUUUGGUAGUGACCGAUGUUUUGAAGAAAUUAAUUCUAGGACCGAUAUAUCUGGAAACUGUGGCAUCGAGGAUUCAGGCUACCAAGCUUGUGCACCUAACAAUCGGAAGUGUGGGAAAAUAGUAUGUAAAUAUCAUGGGAGUGAAGUCCUUAAACUGCAAGAUGCCAUUACAGUGUACAUCAACGCAAGCGGACAAAUCUGUGUCACCUUGGAGUUUCCGAAGAAUCACAAUGACUGGGAGAGAAUGUGGGUGACCGAGGGAACGGUCUGCAGCGCCCAAAAGGUUUGCAGGAAUAAAGAAUGUGUAAAAAAUUCCUAUUUGAAUUAUGACUGCACACCACAAAAUUGCAACAAUCACGGUGUGUGCAACAACAGGAAGAACUGUCACUGUGACACCAAGUACUUACCUCCUGAGUGCACGAAGACAAAGGCGGACUGGCCUGGCGGGAGCAUCGACAGUGGCAACCACCCACCCGUCCCUGUCUACGGAAAGCAGUAUUUUGAGACUAUUUACGGUUCCAGACCUCCGAGGUGGCCAUUUUUCUUGAUCAUUCCAUUUUUUGCUAUUCUCUGCAUCCUGAUUGUGAUGUUGGUGAAAGUUUAUUUCCAGAGGAAACAUUGGAAAAGUGAUGACUACCUAAGCGAUGAGCAACCUGAGAGUGAAAGUGAAACCAGAGAGUAGCCUGGAAGAGGGAAAGGUGCUUUCACAAGCACUCAUCGUCAAUGCACAGAAGAAAGUG
Perognathus longimembris pacificus (Pacific pocket mouse) is the source of this 2269-nucleotide messenger RNA. RefSeq names its product disintegrin and metalloproteinase domain-containing protein 2-like. The transcript has 22 exons. Gene Ontology annotation, cellular component: plasma membrane. Gene Ontology annotation, molecular function: metalloendopeptidase activity. NCBI's taxonomy places the organism in Eukaryota, Metazoa, Chordata, Mammalia, Rodentia, Heteromyidae. The record is from RefSeq and is a predicted model, not a curated record. The coding region runs from base 1 to 2211 and encodes 736 amino acids. Gene Ontology annotation, biological process: binding of sperm to zona pellucida; cell adhesion; proteolysis.